Molecule: messenger RNA, 1455 nt
Organism: Glarea lozoyensis ATCC 20868
Lineage: Eukaryota; Fungi; Ascomycota; Leotiomycetes; Helotiales; Helotiaceae
Product: Pseudouridine synthase
Exons: 4
Coding region: 1-1455 (484 amino acids)
Biological process (GO): box H/ACA sno(s)RNA 3'-end processing; mRNA pseudouridine synthesis; rRNA pseudouridine synthesis
Cellular component (GO): box H/ACA snoRNP complex
Molecular function (GO): pseudouridine synthase activity; RNA binding
Source: RefSeq, a predicted model, not a curated record
AUGGCCUUGGUAGCUGCGCAGAAACAGGAAGUCGAGUACUCCAUCAAGCCGGAAGCAGUAACUCCCACCGUGGACACCAGCUCAUGGCCACUGCUGCUUAAGAAUUACAACAAUUUACUCAUUCGCACUUCCCAUUUCACUCCAAUUCCUAAUGGAUGUGCCCCGCUCAAGCGCGACCUCAAGUCCUACAUUAGUUCUGGUGUGAUUAAUCUUGAUAAACCUUCGAACCCUUCCAGUCACGAAGUUGUCGCCUGGGUGAAGCGCAUGCUCAGAGUUGAAAAAACCGGCCACAGUGGUACUCUCGAUCCUAAAGUUACCGGAUGUCUGAUUGUCUGUAUCGAUCGCGCGACUAGACUCGUCAAGUCGCAACAAGGAGCAGGAAAGGAGUAUGUGUGUGUCAUCAGGCUUCACGACAAACUUCCAGGCGGUGAAGCACAAUUUGCACGCGCUCUCGAGACCUUGACUGGUGCUCUUUUCCAACGUCCUCCAUUGAUUUCUGCCGUCAAGCGACAAUUGCGAAUCCGAACAAUCCACGAAAGCAAAUUGUACGAAUUCGACAAUGAUAGACAUUUGGGUGUAUUCUGGGUCAGCUGUGAGGCAGGAACAUAUAUUCGUACACUUUGUGUUCAUCUGGGUCUGCUUCUUGGUGUAGGUGCACACAUGCAAGAGCUGCGACGUGUACGAAGUGGAGCUAUGGACGAGAACGUUGGAAUGGUCACUCUUCACGACGUUUUGGACGCUCAAUGGAUGCAAGAUAACACACGGGACGAGUCGUACUUGCGAACAGUUAUUUCGCCAUUAGAGACUCUUCUCACCACCUACAAGAGAAUUGUUGUCAAGGACAGCGCGGUUAACGCUGUAUGCUAUGGUGCAAAGCUCAUGAUUCCUGGAUUAUUGAGAUAUGAGUCUGGUAUUGAAGUCCACGAGGAAGUCGUUCUGAUGACCACCAAGGGCGAGGCCAUUGCUCUGGGUAUUGCCCAGAUGUCAACAGUCGAGCUCUCAACUUGCGAUCACGGAGUCGUCGCUAAAGUCAAGCGUUGUAUCAUGGAGAGAGAUCUCUACCCAAGGAGAUGGGGAUUGGGACCAGUUGCACUGGAAAAGAAGAAGAUGAAGUCUGAUGGUAAACUCGAUAAAUACGGCCGACCAAACGAGGCCACACCAGCGAAAUGGAACACCGACUACAAAGACUACAACGCACCACUUGACGGCUCAGAAGCCGCCCCAGUCGCCGAAACCACAAGCAAAUCAGAUGUAGCCGCCGCACCACCAAUCCCAGCCGUUGAUGCUGACGUCUCAAUGAUCAACGGCGACGACGAGAGCGGUAAGAAGCGUAAACGCCACGAGGGCGAGACGGCCGAAGAGAAAGCCGAGCGUAAGCGCAAGAAGAAGGAGAAGAAAGAGAAGAAAGCAAAGAAGGAAGGUAAGAAGGCUGUGGAUAGUGAUGACAGUGAAUAA